This is a messenger RNA of Mesocestoides corti, 627 nucleotides long. Lineage: Eukaryota; Metazoa; Platyhelminthes; Cestoda; Cyclophyllidea; Mesocestoididae. The record is from the annotation of a GenBank genome assembly.
AUGAGUUGGUUUGUUGUUUUUGGCCUGUUUCUUCAAGUGUCUUUAUUUAACCCAGUAAUUGUCUCCGGGUUAAGUUUUGAAAUAAAAACAGGGCAAACCAGGUGUAUUCAUGAUGAAAUGGAUAAAGAUGAAAUCGUCAUCGGUAAUUACAAAAUUUCCGAGGGACCAUCCAGCCAAGUGUCGAUCGAGGUGAAGGACAGCAAGGGGCAUACAUUUUUCCAAAAGUCUGAUGCGACGUCUGGAAAGUUUACGUUUUCCUCCGAGGUUGAGGACUCCUUUGACGUGUGCUUCCGUUGUACUGGCGCAAGUGGGCUGGUUGAUACCCACGAGGUGUAUGUGGACAUCAAACAGGGAGAUGAGGCCAAAAACUUUGAUGCUAUUGCGCAAGCUGAAAACUUGAAACCAGUUGAGGCAGAAUUAAAAAAGAUUGAGUAUUUGACUGAUUCCAUUGUUCGUGAUUUCGUCUCCAUGCACACGAGGGCUGACGCAAUGCGCAACAUUAACGCCUCUACGCACGGUCGUGUUCUCUACUUUUCAAUGUUUUCCAUAAUCUGCCUUAUCGCUCUCGCCAUCUGGCAAGUGAUUUACCUCCGAAAUUACUUCAAGUCCAAGAAAUUGAUCGAAUAG